AUGAUCUUCCACAAGAAAGAUCUGGAUCUGGUUUUGGUGCCGAGCGGGCUCCUGAUCAUGUUCACGUAUCAUCUGUUCUUUCUUUAUCGAUACCAACAUGCGCCGAAGACAACGCUCAUGGGCGUUGAGAAUGAUGACAAGAGAGCUUGGGUCGAAGGAAUCAAUGGUGACAAACUGACAAAGAGAUCUCUGAAAGUCCAGGGAUUUGACACUCGACAAGAGGACUUUCGCCACGAACGUGAUCUCCUCUUGCGUGACGGCGGCGACCUCCUAGCGUCGGUCUCCCUCACUCUCAGCUCUCUACUCGGGGCAUGGAUCGCGAACUCCACCGUCGACAACCUGUUCCGGCAACUCGGGGGGUUUGGGGACACGGACCCAUCAACCACGGCCAUCAAGUACAUAAGCCUGCUGGCCUGCUUCAUCCUGGCCUUCGCAUUCUUCCUCCAGUCGGCUAGGCACUUCGUCCACGCCAACUAUCUCAUCACCACGCAAGACGACAGCAUCAAGGAGGAUGCGAAGGUGGUCAUCAUAAGGGGUGGCGAGUUCUGGUCACUCGGGCUUAGGGCGAUCUACUUUGCUCUUGCUCUGCUCCUCUGGUUCUUCGGUCCGGUGCCCAUGUUCGUCUCCUCCGCCAUUUUAGUGAAGAUUCUGUAUCACCAUGACUUCCUGUCCAUCCCCUUGGCAAAACCCCAACAACCAUAAACCAGAUCAGGAGGAGUUCAGUAGGUGGUCGAGUUGCAGCUACUGCCAUUGGAAUGGAGCAUCGAAGUGGGGUGAGAAAGGGUUGACCAGCACCGAUCCGUCUUCUUUCAUGUAUUCAUCAGUUAAUUUAUUUGCAUGGAUGGCACGUGCAAGUUCCGCAGCUCGAGGGGAGUGAGAUGUGGUGGAGGUUUUACUCCUUAGCUACGUUGAGAAUCUUUCUUUCUUUUCGAGCAGAUUUGAACAGCUGUUUGCAAUUUGCGUUGCAAGAGAGGCUUUCGGCCCAUCAAAGUACAGAGCAA
Molecule: messenger RNA, 1001 nt
Organism: Eucalyptus grandis
Lineage: Eukaryota; Viridiplantae; Streptophyta; Magnoliopsida; Myrtales; Myrtaceae
Exons: 2
Coding region: 1-702 (233 amino acids)
Source: RefSeq, a predicted model, not a curated record